This is a messenger RNA of Aethalodelphis obliquidens (Pacific white-sided dolphin), 5351 nucleotides long. It is a transcript of the gene VCL, whose product is annotated as vinculin. The transcript is spliced from 22 exons. Gene Ontology annotation, biological process: cell adhesion. Gene Ontology annotation, cellular component: actin cytoskeleton. Bases 104 to 3508 code for a protein of 1134 amino acids. Gene Ontology annotation, molecular function: structural molecule activity; actin filament binding. The record is from RefSeq and is a predicted model, not a curated record. Lineage: Eukaryota; Metazoa; Chordata; Mammalia; Artiodactyla; Delphinidae.
GGACUCCGUAGUCGCCGCUCGGAGUCCGUCUGUCCGCGGAUUCCCGGCCCCGCCGUUCUCAGAUCUCUGUAGCCCGCGGUUCGCCGCCCCGCUCGCCGCCGCGAUGCCGGUGUUUCAUACGCGCACGAUUGAGAGCAUUCUGGAGCCGGUCGCGCAGCAGAUCUCGCACCUGGUGAUCAUGCACGAGGAAGGCGAGGUGGACGGCAAAGCCAUCCCUGACCUCACCGCGCCUGUGGCCGCCGUGCAGGCGGCCGUCAGUAACCUCGUUCGGGUUGGAAAAGAGACUGUUCAAACCACUGAGGAUCAGAUUUUGAAGAGAGAUAUGCCACCAGCAUUUAUUAAGGUGGAGAAUGCUUGCACCAAGCUUGUCCAGGCAGCCCAGAUGCUUCAGUCAGACCCUUACUCAGUGCCUGCUCGAGAUUAUCUAAUUGAUGGAUCAAGGGGCAUCCUCUCCGGCACAUCAGACCUGCUCCUCACCUUCGACGAGGCUGAGGUUCGUAAAAUUAUUAGAGUUUGCAAAGGAAUUUUGGAAUAUCUUACAGUGGCAGAGGUGGUGGAAACUAUGGAAGAUUUGGUCACUUACACAAAGAAUCUUGGACCAGGAAUGACUAAGAUGGCCAAGAUGAUUGAUGAGAGGCAGCAGGAACUGACUCACCAGGAGCACCGAGUGAUGUUGGUGAACUCAAUGAACACCGUGAAAGAGUUGCUGCCAGUUCUCAUUUCAGCUAUGAAGAUUUUUGUAACAACUAAAAACUCAAAAAACCAAGGAAUUGAAGAAGCUUUGAAAAAUCGUAAUUUUACUGUAGAAAAGAUGAGCGCUGAAAUUAAUGAGAUCAUUCGUGUAUUACAACUCACUUCUUGGGACGAAGAUGCCUGGGCCAGCAAGGACACUGAAGCCAUGAAGAGAGCGUUGGCCUCCAUAGACUCCAAACUGAACCAGGCUAAAGGUUGGCUCCGUGACCCCAGUGCCUCCCCAGGUGAUGCUGGUGAACAGGCCAUCAGGCAGAUCUUAGAUGAAGCUGGAAAAGUUGGUGAACUCUGUGCGGGCAAAGAACGCAGGGAGAUCCUGGGAACCUGCAAAAUGCUAGGGCAGAUGACUGAUCAAGUGGCUGACCUCCGAGCCAGAGGACAAGGAGCCUCACCGGUGGCCAUGCAGAAAGCCCAGCAGGUGUCUCAGGGUCUGGAUGUGCUCACAGCAAAAGUGGAAAAUGCAGCCCGCAAGCUGGAAGCCAUGACCAACUCAAAGCAGAGCAUUGCGAAGAAGAUUGAUGCUGCUCAGAAUUGGCUUGCAGAUCCAAAUGGUGGACCAGAAGGAGAAGAACAGAUUCGAGGGGCUUUGGCUGAAGCUCGGAAAAUAGCAGAAUUGUGUGAUGAUCCUAAAGAGAGAGAUGACAUUCUACGUUCUCUUGGAGAAAUAUCUGCUCUGACUUCUAAACUAGCAGAUCUACGAAGACAGGGAAAAGGAGAUUCCCCAGAGGCCCGAGCAUUGGCCAAACAGGUGGCCACGGCCCUACAGAACUUGCAGACCAAAACCAACAAGGCAGUGGCCAACAGCAGACCUGCCAAAGCAGCUGUCCACCUUGAGGGCAAGAUUGAGCAGGCACAGCGGUGGAUUGAUAAUCCCACAGUGGAUGACCGGGGAGUUGGUCAGGCUGCCAUCCGAGGGCUUGUGGCCGAAGGUCAUCGUCUGGCAAAUGUCAUGAUGGGGCCUUAUCGCCAAGAUCUUCUUGCAAAGUGUGACCGAGUGGACCAGCUGACGGCCCAGCUGGCUGACCUGGCUGCCAGAGGGGAAGGGGAGAGUCCUCAGGCGAGAGCCCUUGCAUCUCAGCUCCAAGAUUCUUUAAAGGAUCUGAAAGCCCGGAUGCAGGAGGCCAUGACUCAGGAGGUGUCAGAUGUUUUCAGUGAUACUACAACUCCCAUCAAGCUGUUGGCAGUGGCAGCCACUGCCCCUCCUGAUGCACCCAAUAGGGAAGAGGUAUUUGAUGAGAGGGCAGCUAACUUUGAAAACCAUUCAGGAAGGCUUGGAGCCACGGCAGAGAAGGCGGCUGCUGUUGGAACUGCUAAUAAAUCAACGGUGGAAGGCAUUCAGGCCUCAGUGAAGACAGCCCGAGAACUCACACCCCAGGUCGUCUCAGCGGCUCGCAUCUUACUUAGGAAUCCCGGAAAUCAAGCUGCUUAUGAACAUUUUGAGACCAUGAAGAACCAGUGGAUCGAUAAUGUUGAAAAAAUGACAGGGCUGGUGGACGAAGCCAUUGACACCAAAUCUCUGUUGGAUGCUUCCGAAGAAGCAAUUAAAAAAGACCUGGACAAGUGUAAAGUCGCCAUGGCCAAUAUUCAGCCUCAGAUGUUGGUCGCUGGGGCAACCAGCAUUGCUCGUCGGGCCAACCGGAUCCUGCUGGUUGCUAAGAGGGAGGUGGAGAACUCUGAGGAUCCCAAGUUCCGAGAGGCCGUGAAAGCCGCCUCUGAUGAAUUGAGCAAAACCAUCUCCCCAAUGGUGGUGGAUGCAAAGGCUGUGGCAGGAAACAUUUCUGACCCUGGCCUGCAAAAGAGCUUCCUGGACUCGGGAUACCGGAUCCUGGGAGCAGUGGCCAAGGUCAGAGAAGCCUUCCAACCUCAGGAGCCUGACUUCCCGCCUCCUCCGCCAGACCUUGAACAGCUCCGACUGACAGAUGAGCUUGCUCCUCCCAAACCACCUCUGCCUGAGGGUGAGGUCCCUCCUCCCAGGCCCCCACCACCAGAGGAGAAGGAUGAAGAGUUCCCUGAGCAGAAAGCUGGGGAGGUGAUUAACCAGCCAAUGAUGAUGGCUGCCAGGCAGCUCCAUGAUGAAGCUCGCAAAUGGUCCAGUAAGCCGGGUAACCCAGCCGCUAAGGUGGGUAUAAGUGCUGUAGCUGAGGCAGAUGCGGCUGACGCUGUUGGGUCCCCUGUCCCCCCUGACAUGGAAGACGAUUACGAACCUGAGCUGCUGUUAAUGCCAUCCAGUCAGCCGGUCAACCAGCCCAUUCUGGCAGCGGCUCAGUCAUUGCAUCGGGAAGCUACCAAGUGGUCUAGUAAGGGCAAUGACAUCAUUGCAGCAGCCAAGCGCAUGGCUCUGCUGAUGGCUGAGAUGUCUCGGCUGGUCAGAGGGGGCAGCGGUACCAAGCGGGCACUGAUUCAGUGUGCCAAGGACAUAGCCAAGGCCUCAGAUGAGGUGACUCGGUUGGCCAAGGAGGUUGCCAAGCAGUGCACAGAUAAGCGGAUUAGAACCAACCUCUUACAGGUAUGUGAACGAAUCCCAACCAUAAGCACCCAGCUCAAAAUCCUGUCCACGGUGAAGGCCACCAUGCUGGGCCGGACCAACAUAAGCGACGAGGAGUCUGAGCAGGCCACAGAGAUGCUGGUUCACAAUGCCCAGAACCUCAUGCAGUCUGUGAAGGAGACUGUUCGAGAAGCAGAAGCAGCUUCAAUCAAAAUUCGAACAGAUGCUGGAUUUACACUGCGCUGGGUUAGAAAGACUCCCUGGUACCAGUAGACACCUGGUUGAACCUGGCUAACACAGAAGCCCCUGCUGAACAGAAUGAAAAUGAUCGGAGUCCCAGGAGCCACCCAAGAUUACUGGGGGGUUGAAAGCCACAUCUUGGCCUGACAUAACAGAAAGGAAUGGGGCCUCUUCACAUUAGAAAACAUUUAUACUCUUGUCAUGGACACUUUGAAAUGUGUCUCCUUAUAAAGCCUGUAUUCUCGACCACGGCUUUACUUGUGCACACUCUGUCCCAAUAGGCAGACGGGGUUUCUAGCCCAUGGACUUCACAUAAACUCAGAAUCCAAGAGUGAACACUAGCCAGACAUCCUGUUCUGCGCUUGUUCCCUAAAGGACAGUUCCCUUUCUGCCCCCGUCUCCCCAUUCUUUCCGCCAGGCUCCCAAGACCCAGGGCCCAGGCAAAUCAGUUAAGGAAAUCACUGUGCCUCCAAAAUUUUUUGGGCUUUCCAUGUUGCUGCUGACCCUGCCUGCCUUCCCUGGCUGUGCUACCUUGGUCCUUUUCAGGAGUGACCUUCACUGUUGCAGGGGAAGGUGGCCUCUGGGGAGCCCCAGCAUGUGGGGCCUGGAUUCACUUCCUGCCCUUCCCCAAUUUAAUCCUUCUAGUUUCCCACAGUACAAAACCAAAUUUCACUUUGUCAGGAGGAAAUCACCAAAUCAUGUGAUUCUGUCUUUACCUCUUUCCAGAGCAAUGUCUGUGCUAGGGAAACCUUCCGUCCCAUAUCCUGCCUCGGCCUGCCAAGGUAGCCAUCCCAAGAACACACUGUGUGUCCUGGUGCUCUCUGCCACUGGAGAGGCAGAGUGGCCGGGGCGUGGCCCUGCCCAUCCUCCCAGCAGGGCCACUCCCAGGCACUCCACGCUUUGUCACUGCCUGCAGAGAUCUAUGCUGAGGCCUUAUCAUUCAUUCUUAGCUCUUAUUGUUCUUUCUGAGCUGAAAUGCUGCAUUUAAUUUUUAACCAAAUGAUGUCUCCUGUCCUGGCUUUUGUAUUCUUCCCACACCCUUCCUAAACAAGGUUUUAAAGAUAUAUGUUUGUUCUAUAAUUUUGAAAGAUCGUUUUUAUCCUUUUGAAAUUCAGUCCUAAGAAUUGGUGCUUGUCCCCAGGAGUGUCUAAUGGAAAGGCAGUCCUGUCUGAAGGACACUGCCUACCUAAGGGAGGUGGUACUUGCAGACUGGAAUUCUGGCACUGCUGGGGAUGAAUCGAUGGGAAACAGUCCUCAGUGAUUCCUACCUCCCUCAGCCAACAACAGCCAAGCCCCUUGCAUCCUACCCUCCCUCCUUAAGUACAGUUGUUCAAAAGAGUAAUGGGUAUAAUAUUUAAUUAUCACCAUAGUAAGUUUCCUAUUAGCAAAGUGAGAGAAGGCAAUUUUUCCUUUCUUGUACUUACCACUGCUGUCUAAGCAUUCCCCAGCACAUGAAACUAUACUUCUUCCCAAAGCCAGAACUGGAUGAGUAAAGGAGUAAGAACCCUUGCCUGAAUGUCCUCCCCACCUCCAGUGUGUGUUAGACCCUAACAUCGAAUGUGUAAAACUUAAGUUGGUACUGUACACUCAGGCUUCCUCUGUUUUCUUUUAACUGAUGAUUAUUUUCAAGGCCCUCAGCAUCCUUGUAUAGUUGCUUACCUGAUAUAAAUGCAAUAUUAAUGCCUUUAAAGCAUGAAUCUAUGCCAAAGAUCACCUUUUGUUUUACUAAAGACUACUUAGAGGAAGUAAGAAAAAUCAUGUUUGCUCUCCAAGUUCUUCCAGUGUUUUGAGACACUGGUUUACACUUUAUGCCAAUGUGCUUUUCUCUAAUAUCAGUGCUCAAGACACAGUGAAGCAAAUUAAAAAAAAAAAAAAA